Molecule: messenger RNA, 813 nt
Organism: Spodoptera litura
Lineage: Eukaryota; Metazoa; Arthropoda; Insecta; Lepidoptera; Noctuidae
Source: RefSeq, a predicted model, not a curated record
AUGGCGCCACGUGUGCUUUGCGUGUUACUCAUUACUUUCCAAGUUGUGUGCGCUAACGAACAAUACAGAAAUGAUGGAUUAAUGGACCGAUUAAGCAGCGGAAUGAAAUUUGCGCAGAAUUUACUUGGGUCCGAGUCUGUGGCAUUGAAAGUAGCAGAAUUUGUGGUUAGAGCUUUCCAAACGGCCAACAAACCGUCAACAACCAACAGAAGAUGGCCUCAAAAUGAUGUGCACAGUGAGGAAACUUCAUACAGUGAAAGCGAAUCAUAUACUCAGGACAAAGGCCCAGAUUAUGACGUCAAUGAAACGCAAAGUCCCCUGACACCUCUGCGUCAAAUAGUGCGCCUAUUUGGACUGCAGCCAAACCAAAUAAGUGCAGUAGCUGUCAAUGCUUUAGUCUUUGUAGCACAAAUGAUUUCAACAUUCCUGUCGGGACCAAGGCGGCCAUCAAAACCUUACCGAUCAGACGAUCCAAUGGCAUGGAUACUGAAUAAAAACUCAAGAAACCUUCAGGAUCUCAUCGCAGCUGCUAAAAACGAAUCUCUUCCAGACACUAUUGACGAUUUAAUUCAAGAACAAGGUUCUGAUGAAGAAACCAGUUGCAUUCGACUCUUAGUAUGCAAAGUAACCCCAUUUAUAAGUAGAAUGCAGAAAACCGUGUUUGGUAAUGAAGAAGAAGAGAAAGAUGCGAGGAUUCCAAAAGAACUUCGCGGUUCAGUGACAAUGUACCGCCAUCUACCGACGGCAGAAGAAAUUAACGCACGAAACGACAUCUGUGAGCGCCAGCAUAAAGAUUGUAAUCUCAAUGAAUGA